CGCCCCACUUGUACCCUUAUCGGACACCAACCCAAUCGCCCUCCGGGAGAGCGGCGAUCUCCCUCCACUCUGUUGCCCGUCAUAUCGCCUCGGCUUGCCGUGGUCUUUUCUUCCGGUUAUUAGACGAAAUCUCGAGAGCCCGAGGCCUAUUCUUGGAAAUCUUGAGACGAGGAAGAGGACUUGUUUUCGUUGUUCGAUUUGUUACAAUUUGGAUCUUUUCUUCGCUAGCUUGAGUGGUCGAUCUUCUGGCCCGGUGAGAGAUGCCUCGGACGGUCUCCCGGUCCCCUUCUUAUAGGAGAAGACGGUCUCCUUCUCCUAGAUACAGCAGCCGGAGAAGCAGAAGGGAUCGCAGCCGCUCCCCUUAUUCUUAUAGGAGGAAAAGUCGUUCUCCUUCUCCAAGAUGGCGUAAAAGCCGUUCUCCGAGCCUUCGGAGACGUAUUAGUCGUUCUCCAUCGCCAAGGCGACACAAGAGACAAAGGAGUAGGAGCAUGUCAACUUCGCCUGUAAACAAGUCUGAAAGCCCUAGUCUUGUGUCCAUUGAGCAAAAAAAUGCUCUUGAGAGACAAAGACAAGAAGAAGAAAAGAAACGGCGACAAAAGGAAGCAGAACUUAGAAUUCUGGAAGAAGAAACUGCUCGAAGAAUUGAAGAAGCCAUAAGGAAGAAAGUCGAGGAGUCUUUGAACUCUGAGGAGAUCAAGCUUGAAAUACAAAGACGAAUUGAAGAAGGUCAUAAGAAACUACUUGAUGAGGUUGCUGCCCAACUUGAAAAAGAAAAGGAAGCAGCUCUUAUAGAGGCAAGGCAGAAAGCGGAACAAGAACGGAAGGAGAGGGAGGAGUUGGAUAAGAUGCUCGAGGAGAAUCAAAGAAGAGUCGAGGAGUCUCAAAGAAGAGAAGCUUUAGAGCAGCAGCAAAAGGAGCUGGAGCGUUGUCUAGAGCUGGAACGUAUGCAGAAAGAAAAGGAGGAAGCAAUGCGAAGAAAGAAAAUGUGGGAGGAAGAAGAAAAGGCUAAUCAGAUGAAGCUAUUGGGAAAGAACAAAUCUCGCCCUAAGUUGUCAUUUGCUAUAGGUUUGAAGUGAGAGACUCCCCAAUUAGUUUGGCUUUUACAUUCUAGAUGAGUUGCGAUGUUCUAGAACUGGUGUUUUCCGCACUGUUGCCAGUUAAUUUACCUAGCGAGGGGGACUCUCUUACGUCCUGCCUUCACUCUAUGAAGGAGGGAUGGUAUUGGUCUUGUGUAUAAAUCACGGACAUCCAACUGCUUUUCACAUCUUUUUCUUUGCC
This is a messenger RNA of Musa acuminata AAA Group (dessert banana), 1278 nucleotides long. RefSeq lists its product as uncharacterized. The transcript has 6 exons. The coding region runs from base 261 to 1076 and encodes 271 amino acids. The record is from RefSeq and is a predicted model, not a curated record. Gene Ontology annotation, cellular component: nucleoplasm; mitochondrion. NCBI's taxonomy places the organism in Eukaryota, Viridiplantae, Streptophyta, Magnoliopsida, Zingiberales, Musaceae. Gene Ontology annotation, molecular function: cadherin binding.